This is a messenger RNA of Prunus dulcis (almond), 1550 nucleotides long. Its product is annotated as WAT1-related protein At5g40230-like. The coding region runs from base 397 to 1479 and encodes 360 amino acids. Gene Ontology annotation, molecular function: transmembrane transporter activity. Lineage: Eukaryota; Viridiplantae; Streptophyta; Magnoliopsida; Rosales; Rosaceae. The transcript has 7 exons. The record is from RefSeq and is a predicted model, not a curated record. Gene Ontology annotation, cellular component: plasma membrane.
UAGGUGACCAAAAUCCAAGAGAUCAGAAUCAUAAGUAAAAGACCUUCUCCGCCUUUCUUCUCUGUCGGCAGCUCUCCUUUCCCAAACUCCCACCGGCCCAUCGAAACAACCACAGCCACCAUUUUCUCUCUCUCUCUCUCUCUCUCUCUCUCUCUCUCUUAACGACACUCAUCUGAACCCUACCAAUUGCAAAUUCGAAUGUUCCAAAAUCUAACCAAAUCGUCAUCAAGACGUCAAAAUUCCAUGGGAAACACUAACCCAUAAUCAGGAUCAACCAGAGAGAGACAGAGUGAGAGAAGCUUGAAUUUCGGCUGGGCUUUCUUUGAGCAAACUUAUGUUACAUAGAGCAUGAUGUUAAUGGUUUGAGAUAAUCGAGAGAGAGAGAGAGAGAGAGAGAUGGCAUGGAGGUUAAUUCACCAAGAUGCUCUGCCUGUCGCAGCCAUGCUGACAGUGGAGUGCACCAACGUGGGCUUAAACGUCUUAUUCAAGGCAGCCACCUCAAAAGGGCUAAGCUACUAUGUCUUCAUCGUCUACUCUAAUGCAAUUGCCACUCUGGUUCUCCUCCCUCUGUUUUUCAUCUUUCGCAGAACAGGGCUUCCUUCAUUCAACCUCUCUCUGCUCUCCAAAGUUUUCCUCCUCGGACUGAUUGGGUUUUUGGCUGAUAUUUGUGGAUAUAAAGGUCUAAAUUACAGCUCACCAACUCUAUCUUCAGCCAUGAGCAACCUCACUCCAGCAUUUACCUUCAUCCUUGCCGUCUUCUUCAGGAUGGAAAAGCUAGCCUUGAGAAGCUCUAGCACUCAAGCCAAAAUCAUGGGCACUUUGGUAUCAAUAUCAGGUGCACUGGUAGUGGUUCUUUACAAGGGCCCUACAAUUUUAUCCACUGCAUCUACAGUUUUAUCCCCUCCGUCUGCAGUUUUAGGCACAUCAGAAAAAAAUUGGGUUGUUGGAGGGCUACUACUUGCUGUUCAGUACCUUCUGUCCUCAACCUGGUAUAUCCUUCAGACCCAUGUCAUGAAGACGUACCCGGCAGAGAUAGUUUUGGUCUUCUUAUUCAACUUGUGUGGGACAAUUAUAUCGGCUCCAGUAUGUUUAAUUGCAGAAACAAACUUGAGUGCCUGGAGACUAAGGCCUGGCAUAGCAUUGGUCGCCAUUAUAUGCUCGGGAUGCCUUGGCUCAUCUUUCAGCUCCCUUGUGCACACAUGGGGCCUGCACUUGAAGGGGCCUGUGUUUAUAUCAAUCUUCAAGCCAUUGUCAAUUGCCAUUGCUGCUGCUUUCAGUGUCAUAUUCCUUGGUGAUGCCCUCUCUCUUGGGAGUGUUGUUGGAGCUAUAAUACUUUCCAUGGGCUUUUAUGCUGUGAUAUGGGGUAAAGCAAAGGAAGACGAGAUGAGUGAAGACUGCCGCUUUGAAAGCUCGAGAGCCUUACCUAUUGCUAUUGGGAAAACCCCUUUGUUGGACAGCCCCAAAGUUGAAAAUAUGUAAAAGAAAAUUGUGUACAGUGUACAGAGAUGAAUACAACUACCAAAAUACAUAUGAGUUUACUUUUUCUGGUA